Cylas formicarius (sweet potato weevil) is the source of this 1279-nucleotide messenger RNA. Its product is annotated as p21-activated protein kinase-interacting protein 1-like. Lineage: Eukaryota; Metazoa; Arthropoda; Insecta; Coleoptera; Brentidae. The coding region runs from base 125 to 1279 and encodes 384 amino acids. The record is from RefSeq and is a predicted model, not a curated record. Gene Ontology annotation, molecular function: protein binding. The transcript is spliced from 2 exons.
CACAAGCCAAAUUAAUGUUACCCAUUGUCACUGAGUGAACUGAAGUAAAAGAGUUUUAUAGAACUGACCUUAGUAUUCUGUGCUUAUAACCCUAUUUAGAUAAUUUAAAUAUUAUACACACGCAAUGCCGAAAAGUGCAAGUUUCGAAAUUAUCGUCGGCACGUACGAGGAAUACCUACUAGGAUACGUAUUUUCGGGUGAAGCCAAAACUUUGACGAACAGCUUCGCGUCGCACGAUCACAGCGGUAGUGUGCGUUGCGUUUCGACCUAUGAUCAUUAUUUGGCAUCCGGAGCAUCGGACGACCGUAUAAUAAUUUACGAUAUGAAGACCAGAAAAGAACAUUGUAUGCUAACUCAUCAUGAUGCCUCCAUAUCUUGCGUUUGCUUUUCGAAAGAUCAUUCGCAUGUAAUAUCGGCUAGCCAAGACGGUGUUUUAACUAUAGUACGUGUGGGCAACUGGCAAGUCGAGAAAAUAUGGGACAAACCUCAUAAAGGAUGUGAGAUUUUGGACAUUGCCGUUCAUUCUAGUGGUAAAUUGGCAUUUACUUUGGGUGCUGAUCACACUUUGCACACUUGGAAUUUAGUAAAAGGACGUUCUGCCUACAUAAUAAACUUAAAUACCAAAUGCAAGGACCCCAAGAGCAUAGAAAAAAUUGUGUUUGCUCCGGAUGAUAACCGAUUUUUGCUCUAUGGUGGAAGAUACACGGAAAUAUGGUGCAUCUCAUUAGGCGGAGUCCUAAAAGUAAUUGAACAUGAGCAAAAAGUUACAUGUAGCACUUGGGUAGACAAUGAUACCCUAUUUGUGGGCUAUGAAGAUGGCAACAUCGCCCGGAUUGACAUAAACAGCGAAUCAAAAAAAAUCAAAAAAGGGCAUGAGUCGAGAGUUAAGGCUGCGAAAUAUUUUGAGGGUUUUGUGGUAAGCGCGUGCAGUGAUGGCGAAAUUAAAGUUUGGACGAGAAAAUUGAAGGAAGUGAGCUCAGUGAAGACUGGUUGUCGUAUUACUUGCCUUUGUGUUGCGGGGUUAAUGUGCGAAAUUAAAAAAGAAGAGGAAGAGUUAGUGUUGGCGGAAAAGGAGGAACUGCUUUUUAAUAAAAAGAGUAAGGUUGUCAUAGAAGUGGACGUGAGUGAUGAUGAGAAAGCACAUGAAGAAAUUGUGAAAAAAAGCAAAAGGAAGAAACGAAAACUUGAUGUAAUAUCACAGACAGAAGAAACAAGCAGGAAAAGUAAGCGCAAAGGUAAGAAAAACAAAAAAAAUGUAAACUUAAAUAAAGAGGCAUAA